GAUCCGUACCCUCGAGUGCAUUUCGAUGCGUGUCAUGUGACAGGCCUCGCUGAAAAAUGCCAACAUGGAUCCGUGGCAAGGACGAUGUUCUUUCCAACAAUAACAGCGAAAGGGACAUCGGGACUCAUCCUAUGUCGCAUAUCCACAGUUUGGACGUUUCAAUCCAUAUUAACUCGAGUGUUUACAAACGUGGCAGUCAUUGGUGACCCCUUCACCCUUCCUCUGAGCUGCACACCAACAAAUGGUCUCCAUAAGUGACAAAGCGGUGGCCACUGCUAAUGAAUCGUUUGCGGACCACGUCUUGGCCACCAUACCCUUCGUAGAGGUGGGUGGCAGCGAGAGCAGUGAGCAGGGCAGUUCCAUCUCUUGCUCCAGUCCCGAAACCGUAGAUGCUGCAGCUCAGCUCAGCUUCAGCCCCGUUGAGGAGGAUGAAGAGGAAGGGCCGCUGCAAAUUUUUUUUGACUCCACUGAGGACUGGUUGGUCCAGCCGCCCAAGCUGCCCGAUUUUAUAUCGCAGCUCCCCAGCACCUUCUCUCCAACCCUGGAGGACAUUGAAGAGUUCCUAAUGGAGAAGAUGGAGCUGGUGAAAGAUGCUCCUCCAAGUCCAGAAGAAGGGGCGAAGGACAAAGACCCUCCAGUGCAACUGUCUUCCCCUAGUGACCACAGCGAUGCAGGUCCAAAAUCCUCUACACCAAUGCCUCCUGCGACUCAGAGUGUUACUGCCACAUCAAGUGCUGCUCCAGUGCUUGUUGGUGCUCCAUUGGUGCUGCAGUUGCAGCCUCUUCAGCUAAGCCACACCCUUCCGCAGCCAGACACUCAAAGUGGCGUCACUAAUGGGAUCCGAUUAGCCCACCUGGUGCUUGGUUUCCAAGGGGCACAGAACAUUACCCUACUUUCACCACAGGUGCCCUCUACUACUCUCCUCCCUAUCAUGGGUGAGGCCGUGAACCAAGACCAAAAGUAUGUGAAGAUCGCCCCCCUACCGAUCACAGUCAGGGCGGUUGGAAUUGCUGGCACAGGCCUGGUCAAAGCCAUCACACCACGUCCAUCCAGGUCCUCCACAGAAACCCUGAGGGUACAUAAGUGCUCUCACCCAGGGUGUGAGAAGAUGUACACCAAGAGCAGCCACCUGAAAGCUCAUUUCCGCAGGCAUACGGGUGAGAAGCCCUACCUGUGCAGCUGGCCAGACUGUGGGUGGAGGUUCUCUCGCUCUGAUGAGCUGUCUCGCCAUCGGCGCUCUCACUCGGGAGUCAAGCCUUACGAGUGCACAAUGUGCGACAAAAAGUUUGCCAGGAGCGACCACCUAUCCAAACACACCAAGGUGCACCGGGGUCCAUGUGCCGGCAGACUGGUUCGGGCAAACGUCUGACCCUCGGAUCAGCUGACAAACCUGGAAUCUCUCAAUCGUUCGAGUUCUAGAGGGAAAGCUAUGGUAUCGAAACGGGCUCACAAGCUGUAACCCUUCGCCUUCAUUUUUGUCUCUCUUUCCUCCACCACUUUUUAUAGUUUAUCCAGAUGUUUUUCUUGGUGCUGCAGUCAGCUAACUUGAAACUCAGGGAUGUGAUUGUUAAGCUCAAAGCAGAUAUCUGGCUUUUUGGUGGGCUAAAGUCAGGCUCACGUCCAAUUUCAUCACAUUUUCGUCCAUUAUUUGUGUAAAGCUACAGGUUUAGCUACAGCAGAUUUUGGGAUUUGUUUUAUUGCCUUUAAACAGAUUUUACAGAAAUUGUGGAAAUUUAAAGGACAAAACGGAAUAUAAUUGGAGAAAAAGAGUGUCUUUUAGUGUACAUUUUGUGAAUAUUGUGUUAUAACCUAGGUCUAACCUGGUGGAAAUCUAAACAGAGUUCAGUAUUUUGGUUGGCAUUAGUGUGUUAACUAAGGCCAAAACGCUGCAGAAUUUCCCUUACUUUUCAAUUAAAUUGAGACAAUAUGCACUAUGAUUUAGGCUAUGAUAAUAUUCAUUAUCAUACAGAAUAUUGGUGUCAUUAUAUGGUGAAUCUCUUGAAAGUGGUCAAAAAAUGCUCAGGUCAUAUUUCACCCCAAAAUCGAAUGCAGUAAGAAAUGACAUUUUUCUUUAAGAAAAUUAAUCCUAUUUUAGGACCAUUAGAUUAAAUUUUAUUUAUUCAUUUUAUUUAUUUUUUUGCAUUGUUUUCAUAAAAAUUCAGUAUAUGCUAGGGUUAGAUAAAAUAAAUUCGAAAAAAAGAAUUCUCAUUACUGUAAUGUGAAAAAAAUAUUCUGUAAUGGUUUUUAUUACUACUAUUAAAUAAGUAUUUCAAUUAAAGUACAUUUGUAAAGUAGAAUUAUAUGUGUAAAUCAUCAUAGUAUUUGUUUUACUGAAUUUAAUUUAGCUGAUCUUAAAAAAAAAAAAUUGUGUCCUGAAAGUAUGAUUUUUAUUACUGUAUUACAGUAAUGAGGAUGAAAUUUGAAUCCACAUUACGGUAAUGAGUUUGAGCGAAAUGUGCUUAAAGAAAUGAAGCCUUGUGAUGAUAUGCAAAAAAUACAUUAUUAUUUUAUUCUAUUGACUAUUGACAUUUUGUUUAAAGAAAAUACUACCUAUUUUAGCACCACGAAGAUUUUUGCUUUCAUGAAACUUAGCAUAUGUAAGGGUUAUGCGAAAAAAUAUGGAAAAAAAAAAUUCUCAUUACUGGAACGCGAAACAAUAUUCUGUAAUUCUUUUUAUUUUUUGAUUUUCAAUUGUAAAGUACAUUUGUAUAGUACAAUUAAAAAAAAUUAUUCAGACAAGAUGAUUUUCAUUACUUUAUUACAGUAAUGAGCAUUAUUUAUUUUUUGCAUAGCAAUGAAAAUCAGAUUUAUUCACAUUACAUUAAUAAGAAUUUUGAUGGAAAUGUACUUAAUUUCACAAUGCAAUUUGUAUUUUUAACAGUUCUAAAAAUAAGCUUUUAAAAUAUUUAUAUUAAUAUUUGGGGUUAUCUAUAACCUGGACAUUUUUUCAUUUGAUUCAUUAUAUAGCCUAACACUAUUAAAUUACUUUGGUGGAUUAUAGCUCUUAUAAUUGUUACUUAUUGCAAGAAUAGGUCCAAUGCAAUUGUUUGCGAGAUAUAUAUUUAAGGUUUUAUGCUGUUUAUAAUAUUUUUUAGUCCCCGCCCCCUACCCUGUGCAAAUCCAAUCGCAAUCAAGAAUUUUCUUGGCCCAAUCACAUCCCUGCACCAGCUGAAAGGUAUUUGUGCAUCAAGUUGCUUUCCACAUUUACUUGUGCCUCAUCUCUCUCGCUAUAUUGAGAGUAAAUGCCAAACCAGAGUCCUGCCUGUUUAUGGGACUAUGGAAGUCUUAUGGAUAUAGACAUGGAUGGAUAUUGUGGAUAACAAUGUAAUGGAUAAAAUCACUACAUGUAAGGACGAACUGAUGUUCUGUAAAACAUAUAAGCUAGAAACAAUUUUCUCUAAGAUUUGUAAUCACGCAAAGAAAAUUGUUUCCUUUAUGUCUUCGUAAUGUGCUUUGCAUAAGAUCAAUGCAUUUUCUACUUAGUGCCGUCACAGUUGAUAAGCUAAAUCACUGGGGACAUGUGAACUGGUCGCAAAAAAACUGGCAUCUGAUCGCUUCCUGACGAAAUGAAGCUAUCUGGACAUCAUGUAACCGAUACGUCAUUGAAGACUUCUACUUCAUCCUUGGGACUAUGCUCUAGUGUCCAAUUUGAGAAGGUUCAAAUUAAUCUACCACAUGGAGGUGAAUUUCCUGUUUCCUGUCGAACUCUUGACAUUUUGCCUUUUAACAUCUGGUCUUAAAGAGAGAGUUCACCCAAAAAUGAAAAUUAUGUCAUCAUUUACACACCCUCAUGUUGUUCCAAACCUUGUGUCACUUUUUUUGGGGGGGGGAUUUUUUCCCCUUUUCCUCCCAAUUUGGAAUGCCCAAUUCCCAAUGUGCUUUUAAGUCCUCGUAGUCGCGUAGUGAUUCGCCUCAGUCCGGCUGGCGGAGGAUGAAUCCCAGUUGCCUCUGCGUCUGAGACUGUCAACCCGCGCAUCUUAUCACGUGGCUUGUUGAGCGUGUUGCCACUGAGACAUAGUGCAUGUGGAGGCUUCAUGCCAUCCACCGCGGCAACCACGCUCAACUCACCACACGCCUCACCGAGAACGAACCACAUUAUAGCGACCACGAGGAGUCACUAUUUUAAGUGCCCCAGUAACAUUGUUUUACUGUAUUUUUGGACCAUUUCAGAAAAAUUGUUUAAAACCAUCCAAAAGACUUCUAUAGUCCAUCCAUAGGAUUACUGUAAUUACGAGAUUCUGACUUGUAUAAACCAUUAACAUUUUGUCAGAUUUACUGUAAUUCUGAUAUUCUGACAUGUAAAAACCAGUCACGUGUUGUUGGAAUUAUCAUAAUUGUGAGAUUCCAACUUGUAAAAACCGCUCACGUAAUGUCGGAAAUUAACGUAAUUAUGAGAUUCCGACAUGUAAAAACUAUUAACAUAAUGUCGGAAUUACCAUAAUUACAAGAUUCAAACUUGUAAAAACUGUUCAUAUAAUGUCGGAAUUACUGUAUUUACGAGAUUCCAACUUGUAAAAACCGAUCACAUCAUGAUGCAAAUACCAUAAUUACGAGAUUCUGAUUUGUAAAAACCGAUCACAUAAUGUCGGAAUUAUCAUAAUUACGAGAUUCCGACUUGUAAAAACGUUCACGUCAUGUCGGAAUAAUGGUAAUUACAAGAUUCUGACUUGUAAAAAAACAUCCAUGUCUUCACAGAACUCGUAAUUACAAACUUAGAAUUCUAUGGAAUCUUUGAUGUGGUUGUCGUGACGUCAUGUAAAAAAAACCAAAAUGGCAGCGGCCUCAACUCAUGUUGUUCCAAACCUGAACAUAAAAGUUUCCAUGGAACAUAAAAGGUGCGUUUUUUUAUUUUUAUUUUAUUUUUAUUUUUUUUUAAGUAUAAUUAAUAAAAAAGAAAAUUUACCACUUCUGUCAUACAGGUUUGGAACAGGUGAGUAAAUGAUGACAGAAUAUUCAUUUUUGCAUGAACUAUUGCUUUAAGUUCAACUACUAUAUGCAUAUUAUGUUCUGUUUCUGCAGAUAACCGGGUGCUCUACACUCUACUUAGUAUCUGGAAUCAAUAAUACUUUAACGUUUGUAGCUGUUGUAAGAUUUCUGAAUGAUCAAGUAGGAACAUCAUCCUUUUCACACCAAGAGAACUCUAGUGUUUCAACUAGUACUAUCACUCCUGUUUUUAUAUAAUAUUUUUCCUUGUUCUCUUCUUUUUUGAAGAAAUCUGUCUGUUUUGGGAAUUAUGACAAGGGCUCAUCCUUGAUUCUCUGCUGUCACCCUCAUCUCAAUAAAAACUUUAAAUUAUUUCCUUUACAUGCAACAUCAUGUUAAUGCAUUAACAGGUUUUAUUUACCAGCCCAUCCAACUAUAGCUGCUCUCAUACCAUAUAGUUGGUAAAAUUUAGGCUAUAUAUUGGAAUAAUUGAAAAAUGCUAUUUUCCUAUGUAAGAAAAUAAAGUAAAAAAAACAACAAUCUUUUGAAUAAGCUGUGAUAUGUCACAUUUAAGGUCUGGAUAAAUCUAAUCAAAAAUAUUCAAUUCAUAUUCAAGUUGUGUGGCAUGCUAUUUUUACCCAUUUCUCAGUUUGUAAAAACAUGCAAAAAUCUAAUUUGCUGAAAUCUUACAAUGGAGAACUGGAAUAAAUGUUAUACUGUUUUGGUAUAGCCACAAUACUUCGGGUUCCUGAAGUAAAAAUCCCAUUCCUUUUUUUCCAUGAUUAAUUCUUAACAGUAACUUAUAAACCUUUCAAGAUGGACUUGCCAUGAUCUCAGAGGUUGUUAAUCAAUGGUAUAUGUUUCUAUUAUAAAAUGGAUAAUUCCGGUGCUGGAUGCUGAUUGGUCAACAGCCGUGCUUUAUUCAUGAUAAAGCAUCUCUCUAAAUAGUUUCUGAUUAAACUUACAAAAUAGAAUUUUUUUUUUUAAUGAAUAUUUAUGAACCCUUAAUAUUUGUUUGAUGCGAAGUGGAGCACGACCUCUCAUGACUUAUUGCUUAAUUAAAGCCAUCAGUCCACAUUAUUUCAACUUCAACUUUUAGAAAUUGUUUAAUAUCAGAAUUUCUGGUGAACUACACUGUCCAUGAUCCUGAAGAGAGUGAUACACCAAUCAGAGAAUUGCAGCUAAACAAAGCAUGUCAAACAAGCGCUGCAGCGACCGCCCACUUUCAUGAUGUAGGCCUACUGUAAGUGCUGCAAUCGAGUCGUUCCUCCAUCUCAAACUACUUAUAUAUUUGUAUAUAUCUAAAUAUAAAUAUGAAAUGAAAAUGUAUUGUUUCUAUAACUAUAAUCAACAACAAUUUGAUUACAUCAUUCACAAUGCUCCAUGGGAUUGUAGUUCAUGCUCUUAUUAAAAGGCAGUAAGUACACAGUCUCGUACCUUUUGUCUUUUUGUCCUUGAAUAAAAAUAAAAUCCAAUAAUUCCA
This is a messenger RNA of Myxocyprinus asiaticus (Chinese sucker), 6406 nucleotides long. RefSeq names its product Krueppel-like factor 15. Lineage: Eukaryota; Metazoa; Chordata; Actinopteri; Cypriniformes; Catostomidae. The record is from RefSeq and is a predicted model, not a curated record. The transcript is spliced from 3 exons. The coding region runs from base 242 to 1369 and encodes 375 amino acids. Gene Ontology annotation, biological process: regulation of transcription by RNA polymerase II. Gene Ontology annotation, molecular function: RNA polymerase II cis-regulatory region sequence-specific DNA binding; DNA-binding transcription factor activity, RNA polymerase II-specific.